Cornus florida is the source of this 3858-nucleotide messenger RNA. RefSeq lists its product as uncharacterized. Bases 599 to 3391 code for a protein of 930 amino acids. Lineage: Eukaryota; Viridiplantae; Streptophyta; Magnoliopsida; Cornales; Cornaceae. The record is from RefSeq and is a predicted model, not a curated record. The transcript is spliced from 6 exons.
AAAAAAAAAAUUGGACUUGAAAGGAAAUAGUACUCCAAGUAGAAGCGAACCUUCGCUUUCUGGUCUUGUGAUUCCAGCAAUGGACUCUCAUACUAAAAGCAUACUUUUUCUUCAAUUAUUAUUGUUUUCAUCAUCGUCAUCAUUCUCGUUGUUAUUUCUAGGGUUUCAAUUUCAGACCGGACCCAGCUUUGAAUUUCCACUUUUCAGCGAUUAUCUUCUGUCAAUCGGCUACUUUUUAUCUUCAAUGCGCUGCAUGAUAGUUCGUUGAUCUUUUCACUUCGAAUUUUUGAGGAAUUGUUCUCAACGUUACGUUCGAAAGUGGGUCUUCUUUAUCAUUGUGCAAGGUCAAGUUCAGAGGAUUUGCUGCUUGGAAUUUCACAAACUCCUGGCGAUUAUAUGGUUACAAGUUCUGGAAUUUGAGCUGGGAUGUGAAACAAGUUUUUGGCUCUAGCAUCGGGGAUUGUACACAGUACCUUUCAAAGUUGCGUAAACAUCCAAUUCCGGGGUUUGUGGCUUUGCAGGGUGUGAAACAAGUUUUUGGCUCUAGGUAAAUGCAGGACAGAGGACAUGAUAGCUUUUGUGUGGAUUAGCUGGCUGCAUGGGAGGCUUAUUGCACCUUAUUCACUUUAAUCAGCGCAGCAUGGCCAAGAAAGUUCUUGCACACAAGAGACAUGUUGGUGGGUUGGAGGCUCCUCGAAAUAGUUUGGAGCUGCCGGCGGAAUCUUCGCAGGACUAUUAUUCUGUUACAGAGAGUGUACCGCACUCUUUCCAAGGGACACGAGAGUGGUCUGAGAACAAAUCUUAUCCAACUGAGGCUUCAAUGAAGAAGUUGAUCAGUGAAGAGAUAUCCAAAGGACCAGGACCAAACACCAGGCGCAAUGCUCCAAGCAUUGUGGCCCGUUUGAUGGGAAUGGACAUGUUACCAUUAGAUACAGAAUCAGUUGCUCAGUCUGUUGAUAAAAAGAAUGAAAAACAGGGAAAUUUUCCGAGAAAGGAAAGGAAUAAAAAGGGUUCAGGUGGCCUUGCCCAUUGCAACUCAAAUUCUUCCAGACAGAUAGAGUAUGGUUCCUUUCACUAUAAUGAAGAUGGGGAUCCUGAUCGAUUGAAUGGUGGCAUGAAGUCGAAAAAGCUAAAGCCUCGAGAACAUCCUCAGGAGGAAGAAUUACAGAAGUUCAAGAAAGAAUUUGAAGCAUGGCAAGCAGCAAGGUUUAGGGAAUGCUCAAAGGUUGUUGAACUUGAGAGCAUACCUAGCCAGCGGCUUGCUCAAGAAAACCUCAACAAGGAAAAGAUCACUUUUUAUGCAAAUUCUAGGAGAGUGACAGCAAGUGAGACACCUAGAGAACUCAAAGGUCAUAUGGUAAAAGCGAGGUUACAUGAAGGAGGUGGGAUACAACACCGCGGGUGUAGAAAGGAACAUUUUGCAGCUGAGGAAAAAGAAUUACUCCCUUCAAGGAGCAGAACACUGAGCAGAGACUUUGAGCAUUCCCUUAUAAUGAGAAAGGAACAUUUUCCAGCUGAGCAAAAUGAAUUAUUCAAUUCAAGGAGCAGAACAUUGAGUAGAGACUUUGAGCACUCCCCUCUGAUGAGUUCUGAUCAGAAACUGUGGUUAAAUUCUACUCCCACAAGGAUAGUGAUCCUGAGGCCUGCCACUGAUCACAUAGGCCACAAUGAAAAAUCCUGGGCAAGUUCCUCGGGCAAUUCAGAAGAGAGAGAUAGUAUAGAAGAUUUUCUUGAGGAAGUGAAGGAAAGGCUGAAAUGGGAUUUGCAAGGAAAAGCUCUUAAAAGGGGUACUGUGGUCAGAGGAGGUGGAAUUGAGACCCCUCAUAGUGAGAAGCCAUCAGAUCCAAAGAAAAUUGCUCAACGCAUAGCGAAACAGGUUAGAGAAAGUGUUACUAAAGACCUCGGAAUGAAUUUACUUCGGUCGGAAUCUACCAGAUCUUAUAGCAAUGAGAUUCAGUUAAAUGGACCAGGAUCCCCAGAGUUCAUAAACAGAGAUGCUAGGAGAUUCUUGUCAGAGAGGCUAAAAAACGUUCUAAAGAAUGAAAGGCAUCUGGAAAUUCCCGCGGCUGUCAGUGGCAGCUCAAGCUCUUCUAUGUUUGAUAAUGGAAGGGGCAGACUAAAACAAUCAGGAGAUAACUGUGAGGCCACAAACAAUGUGAUCUACCGUGACAAUGUGAUAGACGAACCAAAAAUGCAAACCAGAUCUUUCAGAUGCGGGCCUGAUGAUGAUGUAAUGCUCCAUAGAGAACCAUCCCCCAGGAACCUCAUUAGAUCUUUGUCGGCCCCAGUAUCAGGAACAUCGUUUGGGAAGCUGCUUCUAGAGGACCGCCACGUUUUAACUGGGGCUCACAUCAGGAGGAAGCAUGAAGUCAUUGAAAAGAUUACAGUGGAUCUAAAAAAACGGAAGAAGGAAAAAUUCAAUCUUAGGGAAAAGGUUUCCAGUUUCAAAUACAGUUUCACUCUCACAGGGAGGCUAUUUGGCAGAAAGAUUCAGCCUGCAAAGGAAUCACAUAAUUAUGAAUAUGAUUCGAUGAAAGAUAUGAUGAGUGGACCAACAGUUGUGAUGAACUUCUGCGACAGGCAUGAGAACUCCACUGAGGUGCCACCCAGCCCUGCAUCUAUUUGCAGCAGUGCUCAUGAAGAGUUAUGGAGGACUGCAGAAAAUCUCAGCCCAACAUCAUCAUCACAAGAUCUACCUCCACUAGAAGACACUGCUGUGUCUCAGGUUUUCAAAGAGAUCAGCUCUAAUCUGAAUGAGCUGCGGAGGCAAUUGAGUCAACUUGAGACUGAUGAUGGUUCAGAGCAAACAAUGAUUGAAGAACAGCCCUUGGAAGCUGAAAUGGUGGAAUUAGAGGACCAAGCAGAAGCUUACAUAAGAGAUUUGCUUGUAGUUUCUGGUUUGUAUGAUGGUUCAUGUGAUAAUGUUUUAUCAAGACGGGACCCAUUUGCAAAGCACAUAAGCAAUGUAGUUUUUGAAGAAGUCGAAGAAUCAUACAAGGAUAUGGCCAAGGAUAAUGAAGGGUCUAGUAAGGAUCAUGAUGAGAAGAAGGUAGACCACAAGGUGUUACUUGAUUUGUUGAAUGAAACACUUUCAAUUGUACUUGGACCACCUGUGACCAUGUUGUCUAGAUUUAGGAAAAAGUCUAUUUGUCACAUGCUGCAACCUCCCAAUGGAAGGAAGUUAUUGGAUCGCGUGUGGGAGAUUAUUCGUGCAUAUGUGUACCCUCCAACAGACAAAUCCUAUUACUUUCUUGAUGGUUUGAUGGCCAGAGACCUUGCGCUCUCUCCAUGGUCUGGAUUGAUGAAUGAUGACGUUGAUGCUUUAGGGAAAGAGAUGGAAUCCCAGAUUAUUCGUGAUCUGAUUGAAGAAAUUGUGAAGGAUAUGCAGUAAUAAUGUUGUAUAGAGAUUAGAGAACCCUCUAUGUCUUGACCAUUCUCAUAGUCAGAGGGACCGGGGCUGGGAGAUGGCGAAGGGUGUUAAACUUCCACAGAAACGAUAUGAAAUGGGGUUUUGUAUAUGGGAGCGAAGUAUAUAUUGUUACAUGCAUUGCCCAAUCUGGGUACAACCACGUUUCUUUAGCAAGGUGAAUGUUAACAGGGGAUUUGCAUGUCCACUGUUUGUGUUAUUUAGAGAUCAUUGUGAUAAAGAACGUGGGUUGAUUUGGGUUUCAUCUUGGCUGUAUAUUAUUUCAUGGAUUAAUCUUUUCUUUUGAUGAAUUGAUUAGAUUAUCAAUCUGGGAACCAGUUGGAGUGGUCUGGACAUCCCAGAAAAAGCAGCAUAUGGUGAGUGACCAAAAUUUUUGUGGUAAUUGAAUGCUCUAAUCUAUUGAAAGUUAAACAAGUGAUACAAUUUUCAGA